AUGUCUGCCUUCAGCUUGUCACUCCGCCCCUUCCUGCGCGCUUCCUCCGGCACAGCUCGCUCCGCGCGCACCUUCACCACCUCCUCGCCCCGUUCAAUCGCACGUAUGAUCAUCACUGGCCGCCUUGCUGCCGAGCCCGAGCUACACGCCACCUCGACAGGCCAGGAAGUCAUCAAAUAUGCGGUGGCCUCGUCCUACGGUUCCCGGGAGAACCGGCAGAUCAGCUGGUUCCGCGUGUCCAGCUUCCAGCCGGAAGGUCCCCAGCGGGAUUUCAUUCUGAAUCUGCCCAAGGGAACCCUGGUGUACGUCGAGGGUGACGCCACCAUGCGCAUGUUUGAGGACGCUGAAGGCAGGAAACACUCCAAUCUGGGCAUCGUUCAACGGACGCUCGAGGUCCUCAAGCGCCCAUAUAACCCCGAGUCCGCUGGAUCUGAAGGUUCCUCCCAGUGA
Aspergillus clavatus NRRL 1 is the source of this 450-nucleotide messenger RNA. Its product is annotated as single-stranded DNA-binding protein. The record is from RefSeq and is a predicted model, not a curated record. The coding region runs from base 1 to 450 and encodes 149 amino acids. Gene Ontology annotation, biological process: positive regulation of helicase activity; mitochondrial DNA replication. The transcript is spliced from 3 exons. Gene Ontology annotation, molecular function: single-stranded DNA binding. Lineage: Eukaryota; Fungi; Ascomycota; Eurotiomycetes; Eurotiales; Aspergillaceae. Gene Ontology annotation, cellular component: mitochondrial nucleoid.